Capsaspora owczarzaki ATCC 30864 is the source of this 1148-nucleotide messenger RNA. RefSeq lists its product as hypothetical. Bases 30 to 908 code for a protein of 292 amino acids. The transcript is spliced from 2 exons. NCBI's taxonomy places the organism in Eukaryota, Filasterea, Ministeriida, Capsasporidae. The record is from RefSeq and is a predicted model, not a curated record.
CACUCCCUUAAUUAUUACUACACAUACGCAUGCAGGCGAAAGCGCUGCAGUCGACCGCCCUGGGACGGAGCUGGAGUGGGACUCGCAUGGGAAACUCGGCGCCCCUGUACUACCGCCCCGCAGACGCCCUGUCUUCUCGCCGCACAAAGCGACUGGCGUCUGCAGCAUGCCGCCGUGUUGGUCUGGUGGUCGGGGUGCUCCUGCUGACCGAGGUCGUUCUCAUCAUCGCGUCCGCUGGAGUUCAUUUGCACCAAGUCCCUCAUGCGCUCGCCGAGUACUUUUACGUGCAUCGGACGUGCGCCGUUCCCGACAAGUGGCGCCAAGAGAUGCUUUCCAAUGCAUUCGAGGCCUCCGAUGCCUGCACUGCCGUCAAUGCCUCGUGCUGGAUGGACUUUGGCACAGUACUGGGCGCGUAUCGACAUGAAGGCCCAAUUCCGUGGGAUCGCGAUGUGGAUUUCGGGGGGUUUGUGAGUGAAAAGGAAGUGGUCAAGGCCGAGCUCGUCCGGCGCGGCUUUCAUGUGGACGACGAAGAGUGCAAGCUCCGGCUGUCCAAGCCCCAAACACAAACACGGUACAACUUUGUCGACAUCUUCCUGUACGAGGACGACCCAACCGACCCGACGCGGCUAACUCGCUGCGAGAUUUCGGACCCAUUCCGGUUUUGGUUUCCAAAGUUUAUGACCAACCCUCUCGUCCCAAUGAAAUUUGCCGGCCGCAUGUUGCCCGCGCCAAAUCACGUCGAGGAGCUGCUACGCAUCCGAUACCCGUACAGCUACAUGGUAUCGCUGCCGCAAAACAUUAACUGCUUCUUUGUGUCGCGUUAUUACUUUACGUUAUUCCUGGGCCUGUUCGCCGUCUUUGGGCUUCCUAUCCUGCUCCUCGUCGGCUGGCUGUGCUACAAGCUAUGAGCACUGCUGCACGACCCGCCUGAUCCUGGUUAUUUUUUUUUCUUGCCGAGUUGAGGAGGCGGCCCGCUGGCCGUUUUCGCUUUCCUCUGCUCUGUCUGCUCUGUUGCCCCGGACAACUGUCUUAUUGGCCUGUACAUUACUCGGUGUUAACGCUGUUGAGCUGCUUGCUUGAAGAUUGAUGUGUUGCUGCUUGCUUGAAGUUUGAUUCAAUUCAAAACUGAAAUGAGAAAUCAGAAAGUG